Molecule: messenger RNA, 3037 nt
Organism: Chionomys nivalis (European snow vole)
Lineage: Eukaryota; Metazoa; Chordata; Mammalia; Rodentia; Cricetidae
Gene: Ccnl2
Product: cyclin L2
Exons: 8
Coding region: 1473-2378 (301 amino acids)
Biological process (GO): regulation of transcription by RNA polymerase II
Cellular component (GO): nucleus
Molecular function (GO): cyclin-dependent protein serine/threonine kinase regulator activity
Source: RefSeq, a predicted model, not a curated record
AGCCACGUAAGCCCUGCCUCAGCUGACUUCCUCUGUGUGCUCCACACCCAACAUUCUUAUAUGGAUUCUAGUGAUUGUGAGGCAGGCACUUUACUGAUUGAGCUUUCUCCUUAGCACUUAAGAGCUAACUUUUAAAAGUUACUUUGGAGGAUCUGGAGAGAUGGCGCCAGCGAUUAAGAGCACUCUGCUCUUCCAGAGGUUUUGAGUUCGAUUCCCAGCAACCACAGGUGGCUCACAACCAUGUGUAAUGAGAUCUGGUGCCUUCUGAUAUGUGGAUGGAAUACUGUAUACAUUAAUAAUAAAUCUUUUUUAAAAAUUACUUUAGAAAUAGCUUUAAUAUCUCCUUUGGAAGAACAGAAGAAUUCUUAAUUCUUUUAUUUCAAAAUGAACCAAGUAGUCUAUAAUAUGUGCUGACUAGACGUAAAUUUAUUAGAUUGUUCCAUGAGUGUCUUAUCUAGUGUAGCUAAACUGAAACUUGAAAGCUUCAGGCUUAGCUGAGUGUAGUAGAGCACAUUGUAAUUUUGGCACUUGGGUAGCAAAAGUUUAUGUUUACUUCUCUGGCCUUGUCAUCUUCUCUUACUUAUUUGAGUUUCUGACAUUAGAUUCUUGAUAAAUUCUCAACUAAAUAUUUUAAGUGCUUUUCUUAAUGUGUUUAAUGUAUUUUCAUGCUUUGUGCAAGUUGGCUACUGGGGUACAGGGAUGUGUAGUGCAGGCAACUCUCUCUGGUGGAAAGGUAUUGUCAGCAAGAAUGAAAAUGAGCCACAUGGAAAAAAAGGCCUUGAUGGCGCAAUUCAUAAACAAUCCCACACCAGUUUGGAAUUGUGAUUAAUAGGGUGGUAUUUAUUUAAAGGGGAAUAAACUUACAGAUCACCGUCCCAGACAACAGCCCUCUGCGCACGCAAUUAGGAAGAAGUCUAGUCGCCGGAACCGGAGCAGGAAGUAAAGAGAGAGAGGAGGGAAGUAGCCGCUUUUUUUUAAAGGGAAUGAGACCACGCCCUAAUGGGCUGGUAUCUCUGCAGCUAUUGGCUGGAGGAGCGGAAGGACCUCCCGCAACAAGGCCUUCCGUGCCACAGGUGCAGAUUGGUCUUCACAUAUGCACUCUGCCCAACUAUAAAAGCACGUAGCAAGCACAUCCUAAAAGUUGAGCUGUCUGCCGGACAUCACCAGGAGCUCCCUGGGGUAUAGCUUGAGGUUCUUUUGCUGCAUGGACACCAAGAUCUGAGUUCCGUGCUCUCCAAGUUUUUGUUAAUAACUGCCUGACCCAUAUCUUCCAGAUAAUCGUUAUGUACCUUCAGGUGUUAGAGUGUGAGCGUAACCAACACCUGGUCCAGACUGCAUGGGUAGCCUCUGAGGGUAAGUGACUAAGACUUCUCCUCUGCUGUCCAAGCGCUUUGGUGCAGGGACAGCGGCCGUCUUCAGCCAAUCCAGUGCAGGCUCUCCACCGAAGGCUGGCUCUAGACUGGUGGAACUACAUGAAUGACAGCCUUCGCACAGAUGUCUUCGUAAGGUUCCAGCCUGAGAGCAUUGCUUGUGCCUGCAUCUACCUCGCUGCCCGGACACUGGAGAUCCCUUUACCCAAUCGUCCGCAUUGGUUUCUUUUGUUUGGAGCAACUGAAGAAGAAAUUCAAGAAAUCUGCUUUAAAAUCCUGCAGCUUUAUACACGGAAAAAGGUUGAUUUGACACACCUAGAAAGUGAGGUGGAGAAGAGAAAGCAUGCCAUCGAAGAGGCUAAGGCACGAGCGAGGGGGCUGCUACCAGGGAGUGCUCCAGUUCUGGACAGUGCUGCCGGGUUCUCACCUGCUUCCAAGCUGGGUUCAGUAGAAUCUCCUAAAGAAGGUAAAGGAAACAAGUCUUCCCCUCUCUCUGUGAAGAACGCCAAACGGAAAGUGGAGGGCCCAAAGAAAGCCAAGGCAGACAGCCCUGUGAAUGGCUUGCCCAAAGGGCACGAGAGUCGCAGUCAAAGCAGGAGCCGUGAACAGAGCUACUCAAGAUCCCCGUCCCGGUCUGCUUCUCCGAAGAGAAGGAAAAGUGACAGUGGCUCUACCUCGGGUGGGUCCAAGUCACAGAGUCGUUCUCGCAGCCGCAGUGACUCUCCUCCAAGGCAGGUGCACCGUGGUGCUCCCUACAAAGGCUCAGAAGUGAGGACCUCCCGGAAAGCAAAGGACUGCAAGUACCUCACCCAGAAGCCACACAAGUCUCGUAGCCGGAGCUCCUCUCGUUCUCGAAGCCGGUCACGAGAGCGGACAGACAAUUCUGGAAAAUACAAGAAGAAAAGUCAUUACUACAGAGAUCAGAGACGGGAGCGCUCAAGGUCCUACGAGCGCACAGGCCAUCGCUAUGAGCGGGACCACCCUGGACACAGCAGACACCGGAGGUGAGAUGGAUUUCCUGGUGGCUGCCCUGGUCCCUCCCUGUUGGGCACACCUUGGCUUCAGUGGCCUUGUAGCAUGAUGUUUUUUGGAAGUGUUUUCAAUUGGACCUUGAGGUGAAUUUAACUGUUAGGACGGCGAACAAGGUGCCCUUCAGGCUGGCCUGGGGGGUGCUGCACGCCUGUCCCAGUUGGAGGUGCACCUCAGCUGCAGAUCUUCAGGUAACUGGAUGAAACAGCAGAGGCACUCGUCCCCAUUGGCGUGGCUUGGUGCUAUUGAUGAGCUGUCGCUUCACUCCUAAACCGAUACUCAAUUACGUAAAGCCAAGAAAGAUGAUUUUUCACAUGUUUGCCUACAUUAGGUUAUACUUGUGUACAUACUUUCCAGUGUUUCACAAUGAGGAAAUGGCCUUAAUAGCCCCUUAUUCUCUAUUCGCGUUGUAAAUAAACAUGUGCUUAAUACAAGUGAAAGCUAUAUAUGAAAACUCAGAAUUUGAAUUCUGUUAGCUUAACACUUGUAUAGAGAAUUCUGAUUUUUAAAAUGUGAAGGUAUUUAGGUCUGUGUUGAAAGUCUUAUAUUUUUAUCUGUGCAAUGCUGAGUGCAGGCCACCAGCUCUAGAGAAAUUUUAUGAGGUUGAAUAAACAAUUCUCAGGACACUCGGGAUGUAA